Centropristis striata (black sea bass) is the source of this 1302-nucleotide messenger RNA. RefSeq names its product transcription factor HES-1-like. Bases 1 to 456 code for a protein of 151 amino acids. Lineage: Eukaryota; Metazoa; Chordata; Actinopteri; Perciformes; Serranidae. Gene Ontology annotation, cellular component: nucleus. The record is from RefSeq and is a predicted model, not a curated record. Gene Ontology annotation, biological process: regulation of neurogenesis; anterior/posterior pattern specification; regulation of transcription by RNA polymerase II. Gene Ontology annotation, molecular function: protein dimerization activity; DNA-binding transcription factor activity, RNA polymerase II-specific; RNA polymerase II cis-regulatory region sequence-specific DNA binding. The transcript has 2 exons.
AUGGAGCCAGCAGAGAUCAGAUUCUCUCUACAGAGACCUCUACAGCACACAGAUCCAGACAUGGCUCCUACAGCCACUGCAGCAAUGACCAACUCUCAGGAGCAUCUCACUCUGACCCACAAGCUCAGAAAACCUCUGGUGGAGAAGUUACGCAGAGAGCGAAUCAACAGCAGCAUUGAGCAGCUCAAGUCUCUCCUGGGUCCAGAGUUCCUCAAACAGCAGCCAGACUCCAAGCUGGAGAAAGCAGACAUCCUGGAGAUGACAGUUUGUGUUCUGAGACGACUGCAGCAGCAGAAUCAGCAGCAGAGAAGACUGCUGAACCACUUCAACAAGCUGCAGUCUUCCUCUGAUAACAACCUGAGAGAGGCUGACUUCUCUCCUCUGAGCUCCACAGUCCAGACCAGCAUCACCACAGACAAGAGUCCAGUCAACAGCGCCCCCUGGAGGCCGUGGUAGACACCUACAGACUGGAGUUACUGCCAGACAAACUGAGAAAACCAUAUUGGUCAAAGAUUACUGAAACUGAAUUCCUCUGAAUUCUGAAGUUUUAUGAACUUUUUCUUCUAUCUUUACAGAAGGUUGUAUUUUCUUUAUUCAAAAUGACAUUUCCUGAGGAAAUGAAAGCAACAAUAUCUUUCAAUUUAAGAAAUUUAAGAGAAAUUCUUGCCAUGCAUGUUGCAUGAAACAAAUCUGAUUACUGUAAUUCUGUAAUUAAUACUGUAAUUAAUAUUAUACCUCACUGUACUUCAUGUAUUUGUUUAUAAUGCCAUGGUAGUUAAUGUUAUCUUAUGAUUGUUAUGGAUCAUUUUGAUCAGAAUUAAUGAUUGUUAAUAGUUUAAAAAAGCACAAUUGUACUUUUUAUGGACAUUCUGUCAAGUUAUAUGAUUAUUGAUCUGUUUUGAGAUCCAUAUGUUUCUCCUUUUACUGUAAAAGGUUUAUUUGAUGUCACAUUGUCACAGUUUCCAGUGGCAAUGUUGUAUUUUAAAUUUUGAUAAUCAAUUUGAUUUCAUGAUUAUUUCGAACAAUGUGACCUGUUGUUAGGUCACUUUUUAGUAUUUUGUCUUUUGUUCACUGAAGGCAAAUAUUUAAAGCUUUCGCUUUAAAAAAAAAGUCAAAGUACAGUGAGUACUGUGUCCUCAAAUAUUGCAAAUUGUUUGUCAUAUGUUAUAAAGACAGUUGUUCCUUUACUCUCUGUGAGUACAGUGUAUCUUUUAGAAAUCUACACGUUGUUGUUGUGAUGUAUCAUCACCUCUAGUUGGAGCUGUCAUUAUUUGUGUGGCUCAUUGUGCCUUGUUGAAUAAA